CUGCAUACGGAGGCUCUGCCCUGCUGCUGCUGUAGGGCUGGAACAUUCCUGCUCUGACGAGCUGCUGAGCAAUAUGAUCCCCUCUCUCUCUCUCCGUGUGUGUAGAAAAAGACAGUAGUAGUAGUAGAGAGAGAGUGAACUUGUGCAGGGAGAAGAGAAGACAUAGUGAAACAGUUAGACGAGUAGUGUUCACUUACUACGAACUUCACCGGGAUCUGAAGGUUUGAGUACGUACUUUGACUCGGCGGCGGUCACGCGUCUGUACGUCCUGGACAGAAAGUGAGCGAAACGGCAUAUCGUUACUUCUUUUCCCCCCGUUGUUUUGCACUUUGCGCCCGCGUCUAAUGGAGGGCCCCGUACGGAUCUGCCAUCAAGAGAAUGUGUUUCACUGCUAGAGUGUCCGGCUGCCCGCAGCUUUUGCCCUCCUGUAAAAGGUGUGGAGUGUGUGUGGAGGGGGUGUGUGUUAGGCCCCAGGUUAGUGCACAGAGGUGAAACAGCGUCAUGGAGGACGGUGGCCUGAGAUUAUUGUCCGCUGUGCUGUGUGUGUGCCAUACCCUCCUCCUCAACUGCCCAUCUGUUCUGUCUCUCUCUUUUCGUGUGGAGCCUCUCUCUGUGGUUCAGAAACAGGGCGAAGCGGUCCACCUGCGUUGUACAGCACGUCCAGCUACAGCCAGACUUAGCUGGCUCUUUCAGGGUCAACCGCUAGACCCCAGCCACCAGUCUGGAGUGGAACUUAGUCCAGGCUCCAUCUCGCUGUCAUCCCUCCAACCGGCUCUCACAGGCUCCUACCAGUGCUUGGCUCACUCAGAGACAGGCUCCAUCAUCAGCCGGCAUGCACGAGUGCUCAUUGCAGAUAUUGAGGAGUUUGCGGAGACCCAUCGAAGAUCAUUUACUGUAAAUAAGGGAGACACUGCUGUUAUCGAAUGCCCACUCCCUCAAAGCAAUCCGCCUGCUCUGCCACGCUUCCGGAUACGGGGGAAAUGGCUUGAACAGUCUACAGACGAAUAUUUAAUCCUGCCCUCCGGGAACCUUCAGAUUGUGUCAGUGUCUUCAGAUCAUCAGGGCAUGUAUAAGUGUGGUGCUUAUAAUCCUCUAACCCGAGAGACUCAAGUAGAGGCUCAUGGCACUAAACUCAUAGUCAAAGAUUCAGAAGGCUCUUCACCUGUAAGGAUUGUCUAUCCCAUCACUCCUAGCAAUCUUACAGCACACCAAUCUGGAUCUCUGACCCUUGAGUGUGUCGUAUCAGGAAGCCUUUCUUCUAAAGUCAAAUGGAUUAAAGAUGGGGCGGAGCUUUCAUUGAGCUCCAAAUGGAUGUUGUUGCAUAGCAACCUGGUUUUGAAUGACAUUCAAAUGAGUGACGGAGGACAUUAUUGCUGCUCUGUUCUGACUGACCGUGGAGCUGUGGUCAGUGUCAACUACACUGUGAAUGUGCUUGCGCAAGUAAGUGUCCUGCAAGGUUUGUCAGAUCAGGCUGUGACUGUGGGCUCCUCUGUGAGAUUUACCUGUGCUGCCAGUGGUAGUCCAACCCCCAACAUCACAUGGCUCCACAACUCCGCCCCUCUUUCUUCUUCAUCCCGGCUUCAAAUCUCUGGCCUCUCCCUUCAUAUAUCUUCAGUAAUGGUUCAAGAUCAGGGAAUCUACCAGUGCCUGUUUGACAAUGGUAUUAGCUCUGCACAAUCGGCGGGAAGACUCAGUGUUCAGUCAGAACCCCAGUCUAGUUCCAUGUCUGGAGCUCCCAUGGAGACGCAGCCUUCUGUCCAUCCUAUCCAGAGCGAUGAGGGUGAUGAACUUGGAGAAACUAUAGGACCGCCAACUGAAAGAAUCAAUGACAAACCUACGCCAGAAGCACCAAUCAUAAUCAGCCCACCGCAAACGCACAAACCCAACAUGUAUGAUCUAGAGUGGCGAGCAGGUCGAGACUGGGGCAUCCCUAUCAACGCGUACUUCGUAAAAUACCGCAAGGUGGACGACAUGGGGAAUGUGGUGGGGACCUGGCACACAGUGCGGGUACCAGGCAGUGAGAAGUCUCUGCCCCUGUCUGAGCUGGAGCCGUCCAGCCUGUAUGAGGUUCUGAUGGUGGCCCGCAGUGCUGCAGGAGAGGGUCAGCCCGCCAUGCUGACCUUCCGCACUGGAAAGGAGAGAAGUUCCCCCAAUAAGAACCCCUCCAAGGCUCCAAUUGUGUCUCUUCCAGAGAAAACCUUGGAAGAUAAAACCACUAACACUUAUUAUGGAGUGGUUAUACAUGACAGAGUUCCCGAGGCCCCAGAUCGCCCAACUAUCUCUAUGGCGACAGAAAGCUCUGUCUAUGUCACAUGGAUCCCACGAGCCAAUGGUGGCUCUCCAAUCACGGCCUUUCGAGUGGAGUACAAGAAGCAAGUCCGCAGUGGUGACUGGAUCGUCGCGGCCGAUAACAUCUCACCACUUAAACUGUCUGUGGAAGUGCGGAACCUGGAAGCAGGUUCCACGUACCGUUUCCGUGUCAUUGCCAUGAAUAACUAUGGUGAAAGCCCUGCUAGCGCCACCUCCAAGCCAUACCAGGUGUCACUGUCGAAUCCACCCGUCUCAAACCGUCCGGUCGCUGGCCCACACAUCUCUUCCACUGACGCUGUCAGUGAUACUCAGAUAAUGUUACGCUGGACUUACACUCCCUCCAUCAAUAACAACACCCCCAUCCAGGGAUUCUACAUCUACUAUCGGCCAACAGACAGCGACAAUGACAGUGAUUAUAAGAGAGAUGUUGUGGAAGGCUUCAAAUACUGGCAUAUGAUUGGUCAACUCCAACCUGAGACGUCCUAUGACAUCAAGAUGCAGUGCUUUAACGACGGUGGCGAGAGCGAAUAUAGUAACGUAAUGAUCUGCGAGACCAAAGCCCGACAACCUCCAGGUGUGCCCAGCCAGCGCCCCAUAACCCCUCCAGGGUUCUCCCCUGUAGAUACACCCAGCCAGCCGGGCGGCCUGCUCUACCUGAUCGUGGGCUGUGUUCUGGGCGUCAUGGUGCUCAUUCUGCUGGUCUUUAUCGUCAUGUGCUUGUGGAGAAACCGUCAGCAGAACAGUCUUCAUAAAUACGACCCUCCAAGUUACCUGUACCAGUCUGCGGAGAUGAACGGUCAUGUUCUGGAAUAUUCCACACUGCCUGGCUCCAGCCAUGUGAAUGGAAGCGUGCACACGGGCUGUGGACACACCGCUCCCAUGAUGCCCCAGGCCUGCCAUCACCUACACCACAAAUUGCCGAAUGGUCUGGCUUUGCUGAAUGGAUCGGGAGCCCUCUACCCUCCUGGGCAUCCUCACGCACAUGACACCUCUCUGCCCCAUAACACCAUGGAGUACGAACACCCACACCCUCAUCACCUUCAUAACGGAGGAGGAAUAUACACGGCUUUGCCACAGAACGACUCGUCGGACUGCAUGAGCUGUCAAAACUUCUGCAACAACAACAGGUGUUACACGAAAACCAAUGGCACUUUCUCGGGCGGCACUCUCCCCCUAAUGCACCGCGUGGCAGCGCGCCAACCUGACGGGCUCGAAAUGAUGCCCCUCAACCCUGUUUUGUCUCGCUGCCAUGGACGUGACAGCCCACAGCUCAACAGCUCCCAGGAGAGAGAUUCAGCCGAAGAGGUGGAGAAGGGCAAGGCUCCACCCCUUUCCCAGAAUUCCCCUUGUCUGCCUGUGGAAACAAAGUCCACCCUCGAGCAGCAGAGAGGAGUUCAGCCCGUGCAACAUGAAGACUCAGAGGGUCCUGUGGUGUGUUGGGAACGGCUGGGACUGCCUGAUCUGGACUGUAAGGAAAAAACAGCCUGGAUCUCUACUGGAAGCUUGACUGGAGAUCUCAUCCAGCCUACAGUGCAGGAGAUCUGAACACAUUUAUAGCAGAAAACACUUAUCAAAUGUGCAUACACUCUAAAGACAUGAAAGAGCAUGAGAGAAAUUGGGAACAGGAACAUGGACACAUUUGUAAAAAGGAAAUGGCCAGUGAUGGAAUGGUCAGAGACAUUGUGUGACUUGAAGUGGACACAGAACUGACUGCUUACAGAGCUGGAGAAGACUGACGAGGGAAAGUAGGAUGGAAAUAAAUAGAAAGAAAAGAAAGAAUGACUUUUAUGCAAGGAUGGUGGAAAACCUAAAGGCUGAAACGAUCCCAUUUGUGGGAGGACUUUUAAAAGUAAAAGCAAAAACUCUUUAGAUGACUUAUUUAUUUUUUUGUAGUAGUAAAAUAUUAUUUCAUAUGAAUGUAUCUGUUGUAAGAAAAAGUUUGUCUUUUAUAUUAUUUAUGCUUUUUUUUUGAUGAGAAACUUAUUUUUUGUUGUUUAUUUGACUAUAUUUUUUGUUUGUUCCACACAGUGUGGAGUUUAGCCAUUGUAUGUGUAAAGUUUUGUUAUAAUAUAAAGAGAAGAUUAAGUA
Megalobrama amblycephala (Wuchang bream) is the source of this 4398-nucleotide messenger RNA. It is a transcript of the gene cdon, whose product is annotated as cell adhesion associated, oncogene regulated. Gene Ontology annotation, molecular function: protein binding. Gene Ontology annotation, biological process: cell-cell adhesion; nervous system development; axon guidance. Bases 502 to 3855 code for a protein of 1117 amino acids. Gene Ontology annotation, cellular component: axon; plasma membrane. NCBI's taxonomy places the organism in Eukaryota, Metazoa, Chordata, Actinopteri, Cypriniformes, Xenocyprididae. The record is from RefSeq and is a predicted model, not a curated record. The transcript has 19 exons.